GGUGAUCACCUCAGUAGGCAAUAGCGGGAUGCUGGGAGUAUAUAUGGGACACGGGUGCCCAUCAAUCGGCACUCUCUCAGUCGCUCCGACUCGGGAACCAGGUCAUCAGCGGAGAUAGCAGGCAAUACUUCGCCUCACUAGGCUAACUCGCUUUGGGCUUUGGUUAAGGAUGGAAACCUUCUCGAUUUCUCGGGGCCGACGAUGCUCCUCCAUCGUGCGCAACUGCAAAAUCAGCAUCUCCCUGUGUCUGGUGGUUUGGAUGGUCCUUGGCAAGCCAAGUCUGGCAUCGGGGUGCCCGCACCUGUGUGUGUGUUACCCGACUCCCAUGACUGUCAGCUGCCAAGCACAGAACUUCACCGCCGUCCCGGUCGGAGUGCCAUAUGAGUCGCAGCGCGUUUUCCUCCAGAACAACAGGAUCGCGGAGCUCAGAGUUGGCUCUUUUGGCUUUGGGACUCAGGUUCUGUGGCUUUUUUCCAACAACAUUACGUGGAUUGAAGCAGGGGCUUUCAGUGAGCUGAGGGACUUGGAGGAGUUGGACCUAGGGGACAACCCUAAUCUUCACCGGCUGGAAGGAGGAGCCUUCCGUGGCCUAGAGAAGCUCCAGAGCCUCCAUAUGCACCGCUGCAAACUCACAGCCCUGCCUCACGACAUCUUCCGCAAGCUUUACAGCCUGCACUAUCUCUACUUACAGGAAAACAAUCUACACUUCCUACAGGAUGACAUCUUUUCCGACCUCAUCAACCUGAGUCAGCUUUUCCUGCACGGAAACCGUAUACGCACGAUCUCAGAUAAUGUAUUCCGUGGCUUGGUGAACCUUGACCGCUUGCUCCUUCACGACAAUCGCAUCAGGCAGGUGAACCGCCGGGCCUUUCGCGACCUUGGUCGUCUGACCAUGCUAUUCCUCUUCAACAAUUCUCUGCCCGAGCUGCCCAGUCAGACUCUGAGGGACACUCAGGGCAUAGAGUUCCUCCGCCUCAAUGCCAACCCCUGGUCGUGCGGCUGCGAAGCCCGCGCCCUGUGGGAGUGGUUCCGUGAGGCCCGCGUCUCUUCAUCUGAGGUGAUCUGCGCGUCUCCUUCCAUUCGUCGCGGUCAAGACCUUCGCUUUCUUCGAGAAAUGGACUUUGCCCUCUGCCCCUUGCCUGAUCCAGGCUCCAUCGCCGGGUCCACCACCACCACCUUCAGUACCAAAACCAGAUGGUGGUUCCACAAAAACAAGCCUCAGUCCUCAACCAAAGGUCUCUUUGAGAAAUCUUCAGAGACCGUCAAAGCCGGCUUGUAUGGGAAAGGCCCAUCUACAACCACAUCACUGGUCAAGUAUGAGCUGGGGGAGGAAGAACUGGCACUGCCUAAACUUGACCAGGAAGAGUACUGGGCAAACUAUGGCAACGAGGACUCUGGGGUCACGAUGCGAUGCUUUGAGCUCGAAUGCCCUCCUGAGUUUGACCUGCCUCCAUUUUCCUCCUCGACCUCACUAUCCUUGCCCUCUUCCCUCUCGGCACUAGCCGUCUCCGUGUUCACACUCAAUCUCCACUUGCUAUUUGGCUGAAUCCAACUUCAAGUGCCCCGCCCCGUACCUUCCAGCCUGUUUUAAAGGCUGCGAGGAUCCGUCUUUAAGACUCUCUAUAUCCCCUAUGGCAGCUCUGUUGUAUGCUAAUCCUCAAGGCACAGCGACCGAGAUAGGGAGAUUGUACCACCUUACAGGGCUAACCACUUUUCAGGGCUGCGAGGAGGUCUUGAGAUACAGAAGACUACAGGCAAGGCAUCGUGCUUGAAGCCUGAAUGAUGUCAUGAUUUUCUUGAAAUCAGGGCUGUGAGGGCUAAGUCCAUCAUUAACUUCAGCAAGAUUUGAAAGCAGUUGUCAAUGAUGUCAUUCUUUUCCUCAACUCGACUGAGUCAAAACUAAUAGUGCUAUUAUUGCACGCAGGUAACUGACUUGUACUAAUUACUGUUAGAACACAGUGCGUAGUAACAACAAACAGUAUUGUAACCACUUACAGUGUCAUGUAAAUACCGAUGUACCGUAUGCUUGUUGUGGGUGCUCAAAUUGGUGUCGUCCAGCUCGUCAUGAUCCAGGGAAACCGAAGGCCACCAGGCAGUGAGGAGACAAGAGAUGAGACAAACAUAGAAUCAGAAAGGAGAGAAAGUGAGAGCGAGAGAAGUGAACGAGAGAGAGAAAGCGAGAGUGAGAGGGUUGUUGGGUUGACAGCUCCCUCGCAGAAAGAGGAGAAGACAGCAUUGUACCACAUAUUGGCAGCCACAUGGUGGUGGUGGUGGGGAGGAGGAGGGGGGGAGGGGAAUCCACUCUUUAGCAGCUACACUUAUUUGUAUCUCAAUGUUUUUGCAUUUUAUUGCCAUUUGAAUAUUUUCUGUAAACAUGGUGUCGUUUUCGACAAACACGGGGAAAGAAUUCUUCCUUUCGGGAAGCCUGAGAUUGGAUGUUGGAUGUCUUUCUGUGACAUAUUGAUACUCUGUAAAAAGGCUUGACUGGAUGCAGAUGAACAUCUUUAUAAAGAGAGAAAGUGCAUAUUU
Hippocampus comes (tiger tail seahorse) is the source of this 2529-nucleotide messenger RNA. RefSeq names its product reticulon 4 receptor-like 2 a (gene rtn4rl2a). Lineage: Eukaryota; Metazoa; Chordata; Actinopteri; Syngnathiformes; Syngnathidae. Gene Ontology annotation, cellular component: plasma membrane. Gene Ontology annotation, molecular function: protein binding. The record is from RefSeq and is a predicted model, not a curated record. The transcript is spliced from 4 exons. Bases 170 to 1546 code for a protein of 458 amino acids.